GGGAACAAACCUGUCUAAAACUUUCAGUUUCAGAAUGCUGGAACUGCUUGGUGCUGAUUUCUCCCCUGCUUAUUACAUCUGGGAAACCUGCUUUAUUCCCUGCUUCACAUGCACAAGCGAUAGCACACCUCUAGGGUACUGUAGUGUGUUUGCAUGUGCAUUUAAUACUCCCAAUUAAGACAUUAAUGUUGGAAGCUUGUGACUGAGGGCAGAGCCAUCAUGUGGUAUCACUCUUGUGGCUUAUUGUGGCUCACUUGUUUAUAUUUAUAGACUUAAAGUAAUUAGGCUAUUGCCUUGUAAAUGCACAGCAUGGAGAAACACAUCUAGAAUUGGCUCUCAUUAUAUCUUAAGGUAAGCAGUUUUGGAGUGGGAUUUCAAUUGGAUCAGAGACCAUUAAGGAAAACCCAGGGUGGCAGAAGAAGUAAGUGAUUCUGUGGGCUUACUCUUCUGUGUUGGUACUGAGGAGGUGCUAGAAAUGCCACCUUUCUAUGGGAUGUGAAACCAAGGUCCCCCAAGGUGCUUUUUGCAAGGAUGAGGCUGUUGGCUCUGGUUUCCUAGGCAUGUUUCAACUUCAGAUAUUUGCUUUUCAAUGCACGUCAUCAUCUAUGUCCUCUGUACUACUGUCUGCCAAGCCUCUGCUCUGUCUUCGUUUAGGUCCCUUCUAAAAGGCUUGCUUGUUCCACAAUGACCCAAAAAACACUUUGCAAGGUGGGGAGAGGGUAGUUCCAAAAGUGCCCCAUUUUUUUACAUAUGGGGAAUCUGAGGCACAGAGAUGACGUGACUCACCCAAGAACACCCCAUUCAGUCAGUGGCAGAGCUGGGAAUAGAGCCUAUGUUUCCUGAUUCCCACUAUUCCAUGCUGCCUGUUAAACUGGAUAUUUGCCUUCAAGUGUUCAAGGGCGGAGGAGAUCUUUAACCUGCUGCAGGACCUGAUGCAGUGUAAUAGUAUCAAUGUGGUGGAGGAGCCAGUCAUCAUGACUAGGGGCAGUCACUCCACUGAGCUGGAGCUAUCCCGGACACCCCAGACAACCAACAGUAAGGCUUCCAGAGUACUAGCUCUGGGAUACACUGUUCCAGGGUUCCCCAACGGAUUCCACAGCUUCCCUGGGGAAGCCCCAUCCUACUCCACGGCCCGACACCCUUCCAUGAACAGCUUGAGACACUCCUCCAUUGGGGAGGACUCCACACAUGCCCUCAUUGGGCCGGAUGAGCAGUCCCACACCUAUGUGAACACAACCAGUGGCGAGGAGGAGAUGAGGGGCCGGCACUGCAUGCACUCGCUGCCUGAAGUCCACCCUCCUUUUCUGCACGGGAACCACAGCUGCUCUCUGGAGGACCGAAACCCCCAGGUCUUCCUGCAGCCGGGGGAGGUGAAGUUUGUGCUGGGCCCUGCCCCAGUUCACAGGCACAUGGUGAAACGUGACAGCUCCUGCCGUUACUAUCGGGAGUGCGGGGGGCACAUCUGCGGCCCUAACAACAACAACGAGUGCAAGGAUGAGUGCCUCGUGCCCAGGUGCGUAUAUGAGAAUGUGAAUGGCCUGCUGCCUGCUGGGGGCGCAUCUCUUCGGCGUGGCGGGCGCUUGAAACUCACCCGGGAGGACCUGGGCUUAAACAGCUGCUCUCACCGCAGGACGCCCCUGCUGAACUACGAGAACCUGCCUUCCUUGCCUCCUGUGUGGGAGUGCCAGCCGCUGCGGCAGGACGAGGACUCUGGGGACACGCUGACUCCUUCUCCGAAUGGCUACCCCGAGCCGGACGAAGGUGACCCCCUGCAAAACUACAUGAACUCGGAGAACGCCGCACUGCACAGCGGCCUACGUCGGGAUGACUUCUUGCAGCACCGCCACAACUGCACACCUAGUGUCUUCAGCUUCGACUUCCGCCGGCCCUGCCCGGAGCAGCAGCGUCAGCUCAACUACAUCCAGGUGGAGCUGGAGGCUGACCCCCACAAGGGGCGCCAGAGCCUCCAGGUGCCCUGCACCCCGCUUCCUGCCGCCCACCCAGCCAGCAGGAUGGACUCCUACGCGGUCAUUGACCUUAAAAAGACAGCAGCCAUGUCCAACUUGCAGAGAGCGCUGCCCAGAGACGAUGGGACUUCAAGGAAAACUCGGCAUAACAGCACCGACUUGCCUCUGUAAGGGAAACACUGCGUGCAAGCGCUGCAUUGUGGCUUUCGUACCUGCCUUUCAGUGUAUCGUGUAGCGUGACUUUCGUUCUCUAUUGCCCCGACGCCCUGUUAACCCUAUUGCUCAAUACAGCAUCCUGGGAUAGCUCCAGCAAGCGGACUUUACAAAUGUCUGCCUGCCUCUCUCCGUUCCUCCCAUGUCAUUUGUUUCUAAAGCCUUGCAGAGUAGCAGAAAACGGUCAUUUAUGUAUUUAUUUAUUUAUUUAAGUUAUUUUGUGGGGUGCCAGCAUUCGAAACGGCACCAAGCGGAGUAUAAAUGUAAACAGGUCAUUCGUGGACCAGGGUCAAUCCCCCUGCUUUCAUGUCAUCCAUGUCGGCAGCCUGUGGAGAGAAGACAGGGGGAGGGAUAGCUCAGUGGUUUGAGCAUUGGUCUGCUAAACCCAGGGUUGUGAGUUCAAUCCUUGAGGGGGCCAUUUAGGGAUCUGGGGCAAAAAUCUGAUUGGGGAUUGGUCCUGCCUUGAGCAGGGGGGUGGACUAGAUGACCUCCUGAGGUCCCUUCCAACCCUGAAGUUCUAUGAUUCUAUGCGAGGGAUGGAGAGAGUAUUGGGAGUGUUUAUAAAAAAAACCCAUAGGAGCAGGGGGAAAGACUGGGAAUGCAAGUGGAGUUUGAGGUUUGGGAUCAGGGAGCCCUUGGUGUGUACUUAUCUGUCUGCCUUUUUUGUGGAUAUUCAGAAAUGUUUUCCAGCUGUCGGUUUAUUUAUUUGUUUUAUUUUUCUAUCUAUUUAUUUUAUUUUGUAAACAUUCUUUUGCACCAAAGUUAAAAGUGCCAAGCCAGUGGCAACAUGGAAUGGA
Molecule: messenger RNA, 2977 nt
Organism: Chrysemys picta bellii (western painted turtle)
Lineage: Eukaryota; Metazoa; Chordata; Testudines; Emydidae
Source: RefSeq, a predicted model, not a curated record